AUGCUCGUCAUACUAAGCUUCAGCAGGCUCUUGCCCUUCGUUUGGUCAUUUUUGUCCUUCACAGCUGCACAAAGUAAUAUGUGCGGUACCCUUGGCUACCAUGAGCAGACCAAGUCAUCUUACUUUAUGGGCAACUUCUUCCACAAUGGUAUAACGUCAACGCUCGGUUUAUGUGCCGCAUACUGCAAGAAGGACGCGAGAUGUAAAACCUUUCGCUACUCAUAUUGGAGCGACGCGGAUGCGCAGUAUUGCGAAUUCUUCAGCACGACAGUCGCAUUGAAUUUCACGGUUGAUCGAACGUCGCCGUACUCAUAUUACGAUAUCGGCUGCUCUUUCCCUCCUUUUGAAGAAACCCGCACGACUGUCACUUACAUCGCCACGAUCGUUUCAACGACACCAGCAUGGACGACCACGUUGACCGUCACCAAUGCUGGAGCCACAUCGACCUCGAUUUCUAUACAGAACGUCACGGCGCCAACAAAAACAGUCACCUCUACCACCUCAACCACUCAAACUAUUUCUUCCACCACGACACGUACCGUAACUGCGCCAAUUAGAAUAGGUGGGCUGAUUCACGGCCACCUUCACUCGGGCUCACUUAUGUCAGUGACGAACUGUCAGAUGUCUCGCUUCCGAGGUUUUGCUGGGAAAAGGGCUCAAACGCUGCAAGAGGUUGCCUGCAUCGCGUGGCUCGCUGUCAUGGCGAAGAUUUUGGUGGGAUAUUCCCAAUACGCGCAAAACCUCCUCUCCUACCAUAGGGCAGAAUUUAGUAGUAGGGGGCAGUGUAUCCUUACAGUGCUAACUAAAAUGUGGGAUGUCUCCAAAGUAGACUCCCACCUUUGCGCGUCACCUAGCGCGACACCGGAUCGCGCUCCGGAGAGGCGCAGUCGCGACUACAUCGCCCAAACUUUGCGUAUGACGCCAUGGCUUUCCAACCCGAUUACUCGAAAUGAUAUGGGCUAA
Molecule: messenger RNA, 963 nt
Organism: Boeremia exigua
Lineage: Eukaryota; Fungi; Ascomycota; Dothideomycetes; Pleosporales; Didymellaceae
Exons: 6
Coding region: 1-963 (320 amino acids)
Source: RefSeq, a predicted model, not a curated record